Molecule: messenger RNA, 1058 nt
Organism: Penaeus vannamei (Pacific white shrimp)
Lineage: Eukaryota; Metazoa; Arthropoda; Malacostraca; Decapoda; Penaeidae
Source: RefSeq, a predicted model, not a curated record
UGACGUUUGUAAAAAGAAAGAGGACUUAUGUGAUUUCGAAGGCGGACACACAUGCGGAUGGCACCCAGCGACCUCUCUGGGCCCAGGAACACCUUGCUGGGAGCUCGCAGACGGACAGUACUCGCAUGGGGACCACACCACGGGCGUCUCCAAAGGCCAUGUCCUCAAAGCCACCAACACCUGGAGCAGCGACGAGAACACGGCACUCUCCAACUCCUCCUUCUACGUGUCGCUAGGGAUGUCCUGCGUUAGCUUCUGGUACUUCUCCCAACCAUCAACCUCAGUGGUGAUCGAAUUGUUUGCUGUUGGGGAGAGCCUGGACGGAGGCUUGGUACCUCCUGAGAACAUCUUCGGAAUGCCAGCGGGUAGACUGGAUGAAUGGUUUUUCGUCAGAAUUCCUGUGUCCUACAAGUUAUUCCGACUCCAGAUGAGUGCCACCUUCGCGUCCCCGGACAACACUUCUGCCGUGGUUGUCGACGACUUCAGAGUCCAACAAGGAACCUGUGGACUACCAGGCGAGUGUAACUUCAACGAGGGCGACCUCUGCGGCUGGAUUCCCUCCCGCACCGAGAAGGCAUACUGGGAGGUGAUCGCCGGGAGCGACCAUACGUACGGCGACCUUGGAGGCGGAUUGCUGGCACUGAAAGCGGAGAACCACGAACCUGGAGAUCUUGCCGUGAUAAGAAGCCCCCCGCUGGGACCCUUCACCGCUACGUCCCUGUGCAUGCAGUUGUGGGUGUCCAUGGAAGAGAUCGAAGAGGGGACGCUGCGUGUCUAUGUUGAGCCAAUAGGCGAAGAGAAAGUGCUUGUGUGGAGUCUGAGCAACUCAGUCCAGCCGGGAUGGCAGCUUGGGCGGGCGCCUCUUUACAACGUCACAACGGGCUUCUACCAAGUCGUGCUCGAGGGCGUCCUUGGUGUCAACCAGCUGGACGUCUUGAGGGUGGAUGACAUCAUGAUGUUCUAUGGCCCAUGCGGUAUUUGGCCAAAGAAAGCGACACCGGGAGCAGGAACCACGACCACAACGACCUCCCUCCCACCCAUUUCCACUACGACUCAGG